CAGUGCUGAGCUGCUACUCCCAUGCCACGCUGCUCCUCCUGAGCACCGGCUCUGCCCCCGCGACGCGCCCAGCACCAUGCCCGCCGCCCCGCCCGCUACACCGUGACCUGCGACCCUGAUCUGCAUCCGGCCACGGCGACGACCACGGCGCGAUCCCGCGAAGCGAUGCCGCGCGCGCCCACUGCCUGACCAGCGUCCACUGCCUACCAGCGCCCACCAUGCCGUCCACGGCCCAGACCCCGCGGGAGACGCGCUUCGCCGGCAUCCUCGCGCGCCUGCAGGAGCUGCCCAACUACGUCUGGGACUCGGACAUCAAGCCCUUCCACUCGUCCUACGACAACUGGCACUUCUUCGGCCACCAGAAGGCAUCUGCCUCUGCCCACGACCGCCCGCCCUCGCGCGGCCGCAGUGCCGUCGCCUCGCCCACCGCCUCGCACUCGCCCGACGCCCACCGCCCGUCCAUCGCCCUCCGCCACAAGUCCUCUGGCAGCGAUGCCAGUGCCACCACCGCCCACACCUACGCCACCGUCACCGCCCUGCAUCGCGAUGGCCGCCCUGUCGUGUGCCGCGUGUCCAUGCACACAUUGCGCCUCGAGCGCGAGUUCCACCUGUCCAAGCUCAUCAUCAGCAAGUCCGAUCCCGCCUGUCGCCACUUCGUCCGGCCCCUCGAGUUCAUCCGACUGCCUUCGCGGCCCGGCGAGGAUCCCAUGGUCGCCAGCAUCUUCGAGGCCCCCGGCCCAAACUAUCUGAAGGAUCUGGUCACCUUCGGCCCAAACUGGUACAACUUCACACAUCGAGACAACGCAUGGCGGUCCAAUGAAGCGCGGCCCAGCACAGGCGUGCCUCUGCUCACCUUCCUGGACUUUGCAGUCGGCGCAACAGAGUGUCUGGAGAUCCUACACCACGGCCACGAGAUGGUCCACGGCGAAUUGCGCGCCGACGCUUUCCAUUUCGCCGAGAACGGUCAUGUGAAGAUGAUAAACUUUGGCAGUGGCGCCAGAUCAUUCGAAAACGGGCUCACUUCUGCUGGAUGGAACACUCUGAGUCGCGAAACCGGGAUCGAGUUGAAGCUCGCCUUCAUCGCCCCCGAGCAAACAGGUCGCAUGCCUGCCGAGCCCGACAGUCGAACCGACAUCUACAGCCUGGGGAUAUUGUUUUACACAAUGCUGUGCGGGAACACGCCUUUCGAAGGCACCACCGCGCUGGACGUGAUGCAGAGCGUGUUGAGCAAGAGAAUACCACCUGUCACAUCUGGGCGCAUAGACAUCCCCGACGCCCUCUCCAUGGUCAUCCAGCGAAUGACGCAACGAAACAUCGAGGAGCGCUACCACUCGACCUCAGGUCUCAAAUUCGAUCUGAUCCGAAUUCGCGAGCUCCUAUCCGAGGGCGAUGGCGAAGGACUGAAGGCAUUCAAAAUCGGGACAAAGGACAUCAGCUGCUUCUUCAAUCUUCCACUGCAGCAGAUCGGCCGCGAAAAGGAACGUCAAAUCAUCGUCGAUGUGAUCCAGCGUGUGCACAAACGUCGCCGAACCGGCGUCAAAGUCCUGAGCAGCUUGAGCUCCAAUUCAUCAUUCUCCGAUGGCCAAGUCAACUUCCAGUUCGACGAUAUUGUGUCUGACACGUCGAGCUCUCGCGGCUCAGAAACCCGCUUGAACAGCAUCUCCUCCGCCGCCCCUGUGUUUCUUGACCAAGCACGCGGUCAACGGUCGCAAGACAGCGUUCAGACUAGGGAUUCCAUGGCGGGAGAGAGCCCGCACUUCCGACCGUCCCUGGUGCCAUCAAGUCGAGGCCAUUCCAAUAACAGUCUUGAAGGAUCUUCUUCCCUCUCGAGGUCCGUACCUUCAAAUGACAGCACAAUCACACGCAGCAUGUCUAACCGCGUCACUAGACGAAAAGGACGCUGUGAGGUAAUUGCUGUUGGCGGCGCCACUGGUCUUGGCAAGUCGCGUCUGGUUCAAAGCGUACAGAGCACCGCAAGAAGUCACGGCUACUUUGCUUCGGCCAAGUUUGACAAGACAAAAAAGGCUCCUUUUGACCCCAUUCUAAAAGUCAUGUCGUCGAUGUUUCGGCAAGUAUUCAGUGAAGCCGACGUCUCGUCCGACUUCCACAACAGUCUACGGAGCUUCCUCAAGAACACAGGCGUAUGGGCAGCACUGCGCAGCUACCUAAAUCUGCCAGACUGGCUCCUCAAUAUGAGCGGGACACCAAAGGCCCCCAUGCCCCGCGAUUUAGAUCCUUCGAGGCGAGCGUCUUCACCAGCAAUACAUUGCGGAAGUUCUGGACACACAGCUGAAGCAUGGCUGCGAAGUGGGGGUGCAUCCAAGUCAACCAAAUUCAUGAGCGUUUUCAUCGACGUCCUGCGGUUGUUUGCAAUGCAGAAGCUGUGUAUAUGGACGUUGGAAGACGUACAGAACGCAGAUUCCGAGAGCGCAGAACUCAUACAUCAUAUUGUUCAAGCCAAAAUCCCGCUUGUACUGAUUCUGACCUACACUGACGAAGAAGGCAUUCCCCGAGAACUCCGACCCUCACUACAGUCCGCCACGAAAGUACAGCUUCAUCCCUUCACGGAAGCCCAGACUGCCGAUUAUGUCGCCGAAACGCUUCAUCGCGAUCAUCAGUACAUCCUCCCUCUGGUUGCAGUGAUUCAAGAGAAGAGUCGGGGCAAUUUGUUCUACAUCCGGGAAAUACUGGACACUUGCUAUCGAAAGGAGUGCGUCUACUACUCCUGGCGGGAGAAUAACUGGCUCUUCGACCUCGACAAGGUCUUUGAAGUUUUUGAAAGUACCGAAUACGGCUCUUCAGUUACCAACGAUUUCAUCACAAAGAGGUUGCUUGAGUUGCCGGCAGACACUCGCAAAUUGUUGGCGUGGGCUUCGUUACUCGGCGGCGCUUUCUCCUACGAUCUGGUCUCUAAGCUGUUGAAUCCAAAGAAUGCACCCGCAGACGCUGAGAGAUUACCAUUAUUUGGGGAGAAGGAGUGCAUUGUAACGGCAUUGAAUGGAGCUCUCGCCGCCUACAUUCUUAUGCCUGCUGAAAGCGAGUCUCGAUUUCGCUUCAGCCACGACAGAUACCUAUUCGCGGCUGCCGCCUUGCUCGAGAGGGACUGGGACACCCCCAUGAUGCAUUACGAGAUUGCCCGUAUCGUCAGCUCGACCAACGAGUGGCAUGACGAUGCCAUGGGCGAUUCCAAAGCUUUAUACAUGCGAAGUCGCCACAUCUGUCUCGCUGUUGACUUGAUCAAGGACAGGGAAACAAAACGUGCGCCUUUCCGGGACGUCCUGUAUCAGGCUGGAGAAACGGCCGCCGAAUCUGGCGCUCGAUCCACCGCCAUCUAUUACUUCGCGCACUGUCUGAUGCUCUUGCAAGACGAUCCGUGGGACGAAUCGAAGCACGACGUUUCAUACCAAGAAACACUGCAGCUCUUUGUGCGGUCAGCAGAGUGCUAUUGGCAUCAGAACAUGCUCGACGAGGCCCUCAGUCUCAUCCGGACCACAUUCCAACAUGCCCGCGAUCCCUGCGACAUGGCAAGCUCUUUUAUUCUACAAUCACGUGUCCAUGCCGUGCGCGGUGACAGCUCUGGCGCCUUCCAGGCUUUGAAAGACUGUCUGUCUCUGCUAGGAUCCCCAGUGCCUCCCACCACCUGGGAGGAGUGCGAUGCAGAGUUCCAGGUUGUGUAUACUAAACUGCAGGCUGUCAACACAGAGGACUUGCUGGCACAUCAACCAUCCGAAGACGACCGCAUACUUUUUACAAUGGGACCCGUAUUUAUCGAGCUUCUCAGCGCCGCGUUCUGGUCGAACAGCCUGCUCUUCUACCAGGCCACGCUGAAGCUAGUGAAUAUCCACCUCGAACGAGGAACCAUAUCCCAGGCUGCACUUGCUUACGUCCAUCUUGGAAGUAUCGCUGGUGGCCGAUUCGCCAUGUUAAAUUUUGCAGCAGAUAUGGGAGCGAUAGCUAAGAGGCUCUUCGAGAUGUUCCCGGACGACAGCUACACCCUCGGCCGUGGCCAGACCUUACAUCCGCUGUUCUUAGGGCAUCUAGAGGCGCCGGCAGCGGAUCUGAUUCCUCAUCUUCAAGCUGCCUUGGAGUCGGCAUUGACUGCCGGUGAUCGUUUGCUCACUCUACUGAACCUCGGUACUCAGGCUCACUUCAGGGUGAUUGCCUGUUACGACUGUGCUGAGAUAGAGGCUUACGUCGAAGAGAUUCCCUUGGACUUGAAGAACUGGGAACAAGACAUGCGGGGAGGCGUGCUACUGAUGGGAGCUCGCCAGUACGCCAGAGCUCUUCAAGGCAAGACCAGGACAGAUGACGCAUCGACAGUCUUCACGGACGAGGAGCACGAUUCCGCCGAGUAUGUUCAGUGGCUCGAGCAAACGGCAAGCAAUCCAAAACGACCGAAGACCUACUACCUUGCCGCCAAGCUGCCGGUGUUGGUGCUGUACGGCUACUACCAAGAGGCUGCCGCGCUGGGUGAGCUUUUGCUGCCGAUGCUGGGCAGUCUUUGGUGUCAGCGGCUCAAUUACUCUGUCAUGUACCAUCUUUCACUCGCAUACCUGGCCCUGCUGCGCGACGACAAGGAGCAUCCAAAGAGGCAACAGAUGCUGAGCCACAUUCUUACUACCACCAAACAACUCGAGUCUCUUUGUACCAUCACCGACGUCAACUACCGGUCCUGGAUUCAUCUGCUUGCCGCUGUGCUUGCAGAGGUCAACGACGACCCUCCAACAGCGUUGGGGAACUACGAAGCAGCAAUGGAUCACAGUGAGAUUCACGGUUUCACUCUGGACGAGGCCCAUGCUCUAGAGUUCUACGCCGAAUGGCUGGUCCGGAAAAGAGCCAACAGACCAGCUCGCCACGCUCUCAAAGACUGCAUUUCUGUGUAUCGCAGGAUCUCCGCCUAUGGCAAAGCGAACCACGUCAUUAACAAGUAUGAGUUCCUCCUUCGAGGCGCAGUGUCACUCAGCACGGUGGAUGUCGCGGUGCAGACCACCAUCAUUGACACAGGGAACACAACAUUGCGACUCGAGCAGAAUGAGGACCAUGAACAGCUGCUUGGAACCGAGACGGCAGUCGACCGGACCCAGAACUGGAUUGUCCCUGAGACGGGGCGACGCCACGAAUCAUCCAGUGACCUCCGCAACGGCUUCUCCGCAGUGGGAUUAGACAUGCUCGACCUCUCCUCCAUCCUGGAAUCGUCUCAGGUACUGUCAAGCGAGCUGCAGGUCGAUAAGCUGAUGGCCAAGAUGGCCUCUAUCAUCCUGGAGUCGACUGGAGGUACUCUAUGUGGCAUUGUCAUAGAAGACUCCCAGAUUGAGUGGAGCAUCGCCUGCGUAGCAUCCAGUGAGUCUAACAACGACCCCGGCCAGGUUUCUGGCGUCACGUCGUUUCCAGCAGGUCAGCCGCUGGACUCGGUAGACGACAUGGUCGCCCGGCAAGUGACACUCUACACCCUGCGCUUCCGAGAGAACGUGUUUGUCCAGAACUUGCUGGAAGACGACCGCUUUUCGAAUGUCUCGGACUCGUACCUGAAGCGAAACCCGGAAGGCAAGGCUGUGAUUUGCAUACCGAUCAUCCACUCAGACCACCUCCUUGGUAGUAUUUACGUCGAGGGCCCGCCAAACUCCUUCACAGAACGGAACACACAAGUACUCCACCUUCUCGUGAACCAGAUCUCCAUCUCUCUGGCGAAUGCUCUGCUCUUCAAGAAGGUUGAACGAGUCAGCGCGAGCAACGAAGCAAUGCUGGAGAUGCAGAAGCGUGCGCUAGCACAGGCAAGAGCGGCGGAGAUCAAGGCCAAGGAGGCCGAAGCCAUCGCAGUGAGGAACAUGAAGCUCAAGGAGGAGGCUGCCAAAGCAAAGAGUCUCUUCCUCGCCAAUGUCUCGCACGAACUGCGAACACCUCUGAACGGCGUGAUCGGCAUGUCUGAACUUCUCAAGGCCAGCUUGCUGAACCCAGAGCAGCAGGGGUACGCCGACUCUAUUCGCGUGUGCGGUGAUACCCUCCUGUCGAUCAUCAAUGAUCUGCUCGACUACUCCAAGCUCGAAGCUGGCAAGAUGAAUGUCCAAGAGAUGCCGCUGUCCCUCAACGAGACCAUCACCGAGGUCGUUCGUGCGCUCGCAUACACGAACGCCGAGCGCGGCCUCAAGACCAUCGAGCAGCUCGAGCUGAACCCCGAGAUGCUGGUCAUGGGCGACCCCGUGCGUCUCCAUCAGAUUCUGAUGAACCUGCUGUCCAACAGCUACAAGUUCACGCCACGCGGGUCGGUCACAGUACGCGCCGUGGUCGACCGGGAGGGGCCGGACUGGGUCGACGUUACUUGCAGUGUCAUCGACACCGGUAUCGGUAUUCCUGAGGAGCAGAAGAAGAAGCUCUUCCUGCCCUUCUCGCAGGUCGAGUCCUCGUCAGCACGCAGCUACGGCGGCACAGGGCUCGGUCUAAGUAUCGUCAAAGCACUGAUCGAGAACGUCAUGAACGGCUCGGUCCGCCUCGACUCGGCGCCCGGCGUCGGCACGACCGUCUCGUUCUCCCUGCGCUUCACAAAGGUGAGCAUGGAGGGCUCCCUGGCGAAGAACUACACGCGCGACGUCGACCCCAUGGCCAAGUUCUCCAGCCAGGAAAACAACGGCCACGAGCAGUCGGCCGGCAACUGCAUCGACCUUUCUAGCGUUCCCCGUGCAGAUCUGCGCAUCUGCAUCGCCGAAGACAACCUCAUCAACCAGCGCAUCGCCAUCUCGUUUGUGCAGAAACUGGGCUUCAAGUGCGACGCGUACCUCGACGGGUUCAAGACUAUCGACGCGCUCGAGCGCGCCUCGGACAACGGCCGGCCCUUCCACCUCGUGCUCAUGGACGUGCAGAUGCCGCACUGCGACGGCUACGAAGCCACAAAACUCAUCCGCAAGCACCCCAACCCCGAAAUCCGCAACGUCCUCAUCAUCGCCAUGACCGCCUCCGCCAUCCAAGGCGACCGCGAAAAAUGCCUCGACUCGGGCAUGAACAACUACCUCGCCAAGCCCGUGCGCGCCCAGACCCUCAAGUCGCUGCUCGAGAGCUACCUCAACAAGGACGAGAAGCCCGCGGAGAUACCGAAUUUGCAGACUGAGGCGAAGAAGUUGGUUAAGGAGGCGUUGAGUGAGGCGGGCGCGGAUCAGGGGCUGGGUGUGGCGAUGCGCGAGAUGGAUGGGAAGCGCGAGGCGGGGGAGAAGAUGGAGAGGCCCAGGAGUGUGAGGGUUAGUACGACGGUGAGGUGGCAUGAUGGCGCGCCUGAGGAGGCGGGGGGGUAAAGCGGCGUGCGUAGCGGCGUGCGUAGCGGUGUCCAUGCCAGCACCUCGUUCUGCGUUUUGAAGUUUUACGUUUUCCAACACAGUCGGUCGGGCGGUUGGUCGGUGCAUCAUCAGCCUGCACGGCACGGCGCUGCUGUAACCGCGGCCCUGUCUGUGUGUUGUGUCGUCGGGUUUCGCAUAUCACGGUUUGCAUACAUGGGUUUGCAUACAUGGAUUGGCGUUCAGGGGCGUGGGUGGGAUGAUUACACGAAGUAUCCUACGACGGGGUACACGAAUGGUGACAAUAGGGGCGGGGGGUGUAUGUAUGGAUGGAUGUAUGGGUUCAAUCAUUGUGUGUGUAUGUAUGGAUUCAUUCAUUCAUUCAUUCAAUCAUUCAUCGAUUUCUCAAAAGUUUCUCAAAAGCUGCCAAAAUUUCUCAGAAGCUGUCAAAGUUCCUUAGAAGCUGUUAAGUUAAAAGCUGCCAAACCCCCGUCAAAGUUGUUCAUGUA
Molecule: messenger RNA, 7768 nt
Organism: Boeremia exigua
Lineage: Eukaryota; Fungi; Ascomycota; Dothideomycetes; Pleosporales; Didymellaceae
Exons: 5
Coding region: 219-7280 (2353 amino acids)
Biological process (GO): phosphorelay signal transduction system; protein autophosphorylation
Molecular function (GO): phosphorelay sensor kinase activity; histidine phosphotransfer kinase activity; protein binding
Source: RefSeq, a predicted model, not a curated record